AUGAUGUUGUCCACAAAUAUUAAUACUAUUCCAUUAUUCCUCUAUCUGCUCACCUUUUUUAUUCUAUCACCGGUUCACUCAAUACCAAUAAGAUCAAAACAAUCUUUAUCAUUUGAACCACCAUCAUCCGAAUAUAAACGAUUGGCUACACAGUGUUUUAUUGAUGAUUAUGCAGCAUGGUUAGAGCAACAAAAUGAAUUAAUGGUCUGGCUUGCUUUUGCUAAAUUACUUAAAUUACCUGUAGAAGACAGUGGAUUAUUAAAGCAAGCAUUGGAACAAUUUCGUCUUCAACAUCAAUGUUUACGCGUUAUCGAACGAUUACCUUUGGCUGUUGGACCUGGUUAA
This is a messenger RNA of Adineta steineri, 345 nucleotides long. NCBI's taxonomy places the organism in Eukaryota, Metazoa, Rotifera, Eurotatoria, Adinetida, Adinetidae. The record is from the annotation of a GenBank genome assembly.